AUGGCUAACGGACUUCAUAUUGACCAUUACAUCGCAUUAGCGGCUUUGGUUAGGACAGGAAAUUUCUCCGUGGAUUUCUUCAAUUUCAGCGGUAUGGAUAACGAAAAUAUGACAGCUUUGAAAGAGUCCAUGCCACCGCCGGAUGUCAUCACAAGCAUCCCAGCGGUGAAGGCCUUCUUCUACUGUCUCUAUAUCACUAUAUUUGUGACAGGGAUAUGCGGAAAUGUCUUAGUUUGUUACGUCGUCUUUCGUAACAAAGCCAUGCAUACUGUGACUAAUAUCUUUAUUGCCAACUUGGCUUUAUCAGACAUCUUGUUGUGCACCUUUGCUGUUCCCUUUACUCCACUGUAUCUAUUCAUGCAUGAGUGGGUAUUUGGUGAUGUUCUUUGUCAUCUUGUUCCCUAUGCACAAGGUGUCAGUGUUUAUAUAUCUGCUUUUACCCUGAUGUCUAUUGCGAUUGAUCGCUUCUUUGUUAUUAUCCAUCCAUUUAAGCCUCGCCUGCAGGUGAAGUACAGUCUUUUGAUCAUUGUCUUCAUAUGGGUGGCGGCUGGAUGUCUCACUUUGCCGUAUGGAAUCUUUAUGGAUUUAGUCCCCGCAAGAGACGGGAGGCCAUAUUGUGAUGAAGGUUGGCCUCAGGAUUCGUUCCGCAAAGCAUUCGGAUUUACCACCUCCGUUAUGCAGUUCGUUAUUCCGUUCGUCAUCAUAACGUUCUGUUACGUCCGGGUCUGCUGCAAACUGAGAGAUCGUGCUCGUAGUAAACCCGGAAGUAAUUCGCAAAGAAAAAUGGAAAUGGAAUGGGAACGUACCCGUCGUCUCAACAGAAUGCUGAUAUCAAUGGUGUUGAUCUUUGGAUUUUCCUGGCUGCCACUCAAUGUACACAACCUUGUUGUGGAUUUCUACAUUCCAGCAAGCACAUGGGCUUACUUGAAUGGGUUUUUCUUCCUCUCUCAUGCAGUAGCUAUGAGUUCAACCUGCUACAAUCCUUUUCUGUAUGCAUGGUUGAAUGAGAAUUUCCGCAAGGAAUUCAAAACCGUUCUACCUUUUCUCAAUGAAGCUAGAGUAUGCCAGUUCUUUGAUUCCGCAAGAGUUCGGGAUCCUGAAAAUGCCAACCCUGAUCCAGAACCUCAACCUGGGUGCUCUCGUCAAAGCGUAAGCAAGGGCACUAAAGGGCCAACCAAUGAAAAAGCGACCUCACUUAAAUAUAGUCCUGAAACAGAUACUGUCCGCAUGCAAGUCAAUGCGGAUGAAGUGAUGACAGCUGUUUAA
Argiope bruennichi is the source of this 1266-nucleotide messenger RNA. RefSeq names its product prolactin-releasing peptide receptor-like. The record is from RefSeq and is a predicted model, not a curated record. Bases 1 to 1266 code for a protein of 421 amino acids. Gene Ontology annotation, molecular function: neuropeptide binding; neuropeptide Y receptor activity. The transcript has a single exon. Gene Ontology annotation, cellular component: plasma membrane; neuron projection. Gene Ontology annotation, biological process: G protein-coupled receptor signaling pathway. Lineage: Eukaryota; Metazoa; Arthropoda; Arachnida; Araneae; Araneidae.